AUGGGAAAUCUACAGAGCCAGGCCGGGAAACGCCAUGGAGACUCCAGUUCUGACAACAAUUCAAAAUUUGAUGAAAUUUUGAGCAGAUUUGCGCAUGAAGACAGAAACAAUCAUCGCACGACCAGACCUAGAAAUGGACGGGCCAGAAGUUCCGGAUCGAUCCAGUUCGGGAUGUCCAGAUCAGAGGAGGACGUUCGGGAGAAGACUAAAGAAAAGAGCCACAGCUUCUCUGGUCUGAAGGACAGUCUGAGACGGUCGUUCCGGGUGCCGUCCAGGGACGAACAGGAGAGAAGACCCAAGGCGAAGCCCAAGGACAGAUCGCAAGUGGUCAUGGGAAGCUGGGCUGGAGGAGAGGAUUCUGGGAGAAAGAAGCGGAGCAACUCACGUGACUCGAGCGGCAGUCACAGGCAGGCGAGCAGAACCUGUAGUCCGAAUGGUAGAAGAGACGGACAUCCUGACCGGACCAGAGUCAGGCGUGCCAAAUCAGAUGUAGGGAGCAGGAGGAACUUGAGAGUCACCAAGCUUAGCACUCAGCAAACACUUUCCCAUAAGAAUUUACGAAACAGAGAUAUAAGUAAACAAUUGAAAGCAAAAAGCAAAGCCAGGGAGAUUGAAGCCUAUGAAUACUUUGAAGACGACGACGGUGCUGCAAAAAGGUACAGACAACAAUCUUCGGAUGAUGAAAUUGGACAAUGGAUUCAAGACCGGGAUUCAACAUCAUUUACAUCAGCUGAAAACAGUCAGGUCUAUCUGGAAGAAGAAGACGAUAUCGAUGUUCCUCAAAGUCCGAGACAUGGAAAUCUCAGAAGACCAGGAGAAUGUGUAACAGGACUUGAUGAUAUAAAGGAGAGAACAAAAACCAUAUCUCGGCUUCGUAAAUCUUUUAAACUCAGACGUUCGAAAUCAGAUGUGAACGUCAGCUACAGAGGGAAAGAGAUAGGAGAGUCUGUUAGCCCAAAUGACGACCAGAAAUCUUCGCCAUACAAGAAGCAUAGACCUUCAGAAAGGAGAAGUCCACAGGAGGUGCAGCAGGAUUUCCGAGAGCCAAUUGUUGAAGACGAGAUGGACGCUUUACCUAGAAGCCCUGUUACAGAUCAUGUUAAAUCAAGGAGGAAGAGACAGCGUGGUGAUCUCCAAAUGUCUUCAAACCUAAGACGAUCCAUGUCAGACGUUGACGUUAGUUAUCGUGGCAACAGGAAAGGCCGCACAAGUCCCCGACCCCGUCCUACCAGAAGACCUGUACCGAGAGACAACAAUCCUGAAGACAGAAAAUGCGGAGAUCGAGCUGACGCAGCAAAAAAGGACGAUCAGCGGAAACAGCACAGUCAGGAGCAUGAAAACAGCAGGAGACAUUAUAACGUCGUUGCCACGCCUUCCAACCUCCGUCGCUCCAUGUCUGACGUAGAUGUCAGCUACCACGCCACUGACAGAGAAACCAGCCCGACCCACCAUAAGCGGCUCAUGUACAACGCCCCACCGGUUGAGUUCGCAGAGGAUUCCUCAGAGGAAAAGACACAUGGUGAUAACCCUGUCAUCCUUGGAAGCUUCAAGGCAGGGGAGGACACGGGAAGGAAGGGGAGAGACGGCCGGAAACCAGCAGAGCCUGUAGGGGCGGGAGCUAAGAUAGUGACCGGACUUGUGGACAGUGUCAAACAGUCUCUCGGGAUUCACGAGGAGGAUGUCAUAGAAGGAGAGACAACUUACCGAGAACAGCUUCCUGAUCUCAUCCAGGGAUGGGCGACCAGACAGUACACAGACAGUAAGAAAAAUGAUGAUACAGGCCUUAUAAACAAUCUGAAACAAACUUUCCUUGAGUCAACGGGCAUGCAUCAGCCCCGUGGCAGGAAGGGAGGAACAAGCGAGUCUCCUUGGUUUCUGGGGACCUGCGCUGGGGGUGAAGACUCUGGGAGGAACCACACUGAUGAACCAGGACCCUUCAGCUUCCUGGGCGGUCUGAGGCGGUCCUUCCGGACGUCAUCUGGAGAAGAUCACCCGUACGGCGGGGAGGACGAGCCAGUCAGUCCGGCAUCGGUCUUCUCGGGCACCACGGUGGGGGGAGAGGACACCGGGAGGAACAGGAAGAGUGGUACAAGUAGAUAUGAGGAUGGUAAGAAUAACAGUCAAGACCGCUCCAGAACUCGGCGAUUCCAGGUGUAUCCAGAUUGUCAAGGGAAAAAGAAGCACAGAGUCAUUCGGCUCAGCACUCAACAACAAUUUUGUGUCAGAAGUCGGGGAGGCUGUGACAGACAACGACAUGCUGAGUGCCCAAAUUACGCAGAUGCGUACCAUCCAGAAGAGUGUGAAAUGCUAGAUGAUAGUGAAGAAGGGGAUAGCUGUACAGGCGAAAUGUCAAACAUGGAGGACGAAAGCAUGGAUGACGUCAGAAUCAAACGAUCCAACUGGCUUGAGGAAGAGGACAGUGGAAGUGAAGGCAGUGAACAAUCGCUAAUCUACGAGAGCGAUGACAGUGGUGGAUAUGAACGAGAUGUGGAAAAAAGCUCGAGAUGUCUGUUGCCAGGGAAACACAAGUCAUCCGACAGGCGGCGUUCACAUUCCGACUUUGGCAUCAGCUAUGACGAAAACGAGAUAAGGCCUCCGAUAGUAUUUCCAAGGAUUCGUCGCUCUACAUCAAACGAAUAUUGGUCCAAUGUUCGUUUUUCUGACAUGUGUACCAGCUAUACAAGCGUGGACGACAUGUACGUUAUGGACACUGAUCCAAAGAGGCGGUGCAUAGCGCCAAGAAACGACAAGAGGGCAUGCGAACGUCUAUGUACCAAGAAAGCGUCGGCGAGAGAGGAGUGCAAAGAUAAAAAGAGCAGCUUGAAGAGGGAAAAGAGGAACAAAAAAGGAAUUCGAACUUGCAACAGUAAAAAGAAGAUCCUCUACAACGCCCCUCCCAUGGAGUAUGUGGUGGACAGCUCAGACGAAAAACUGUCAGAUGAGAACCUUGUCAUUUUGGGAAGCUUCAAGGCAGGAGAGGACAACACCAGCAGGCGACGUGGCUCACAGCCCAUCGGAGCAGGAGCAGAGAUGUUCUCGGAUUUCGUAGGUGGAUGUAAAAAAAUCCUACGAAUUCCUGAAGAAGAAACCGUGGAGGACCGUGGUACGUACGGAGACCACAUCCCAGGUAUCGUGUACAACAUGGUCGCCGGCGGAGAAGCAGAAAAGAACCGACGAGAAGACGAGAAUUCAUCUGGUUUUCUAGCCAGUCUGAAACGGCGCUUCAACUCCUGGACGACCGGCGGUGAGUCAGAGAAGCGACGGCCUGCCUUCAUGGGCAGCUGGGAGGGAGGGGAGGACACCGGAAGUCAGAGGGAUGCCGGGAACUCAGGAUUUAUAAAUAGCCUGAAGCAGUCUCUUUGGGGAAACAGCUGGGCACGAGAACAGCCUGGGAGGGACGGGGAUCAGAGAGUGCCUCCGGUCGGCAGCUGGGCAGGAGGAGAGGACACGGGGAAGGACAGAAACCAUGUCACAGGGGACUCAGGACCUUUGGGUUUCCUAAGUAGCAGAGUAAAGUCAUUUUGGAUGCCUUCUGACAAGGAUGGUCGGGCGGGCAGGGUGGGGUGGGCAGACGGCUGGACAGGGGGAGAGGACACUGGCAGAGACCAACAGGAGGGUAAAGGACCGCCCAGCGUCCUUGAUAAGCUCCCGUCAUUCAAAAUUUCUCCCCCUCCGGAAGACAAGUGUACCAGAAAAUCAGACGAUGGGGAGAACGGCUUAAGCUGGUUCUCCCCUCGCACGUGGUGGUCAGCCAUCAGAGAUCUGUUCGGAAUGGCAUCGGAAGACGAGAGCGAACCACGCUGGGCUGUACCGGGUUACCAGAAGCAGAGGUGUCGGCGCAGGAGCGGUGACAAAAACAUGGACCCGAACUCCUUGUCCCCAAUGUGCUGGUGGUCAGGAAACAAAAAUUACGACAGAAGACGUGGCUCAGGCGAUAGUUCAACAUCUUCGGGCUCGGAGUUUUCGCUGCCAGAUCUCGGCUUGUUCUCAAGUGUACCAGGAAGGAAAAAGACUGAAAGGCAAAGGAGAAAGGCUGACCGGAGAGGAGCUCUAGGCCCAUUUCAGGGGAUCUGGAGUUAGUUGUAAUUUAAGUCACGAGCAACUGCAUAUCGUAC
Branchiostoma belcheri (Belcher's lancelet) is the source of this 4115-nucleotide messenger RNA. RefSeq lists its product as uncharacterized. The record is from RefSeq and is a predicted model, not a curated record. Bases 1 to 4080 code for a protein of 1359 amino acids. The transcript is spliced from 27 exons. NCBI's taxonomy places the organism in Eukaryota, Metazoa, Chordata, Leptocardii, Amphioxiformes, Branchiostomatidae.